Messenger RNA from Fonsecaea pedrosoi CBS 271.37, 723 nucleotides. RefSeq lists its product as uncharacterized. Gene Ontology annotation, molecular function: DNA-binding transcription activator activity, RNA polymerase II-specific; transcription cis-regulatory region binding. Gene Ontology annotation, cellular component: RNA polymerase II transcription regulator complex. The record is from RefSeq and is a predicted model, not a curated record. Bases 1 to 723 code for a protein of 240 amino acids. The transcript is spliced from 3 exons. NCBI's taxonomy places the organism in Eukaryota, Fungi, Ascomycota, Eurotiomycetes, Chaetothyriales, Herpotrichiellaceae.
AUGAACUCGCAAGGUCUCUUUGAAACCAGCCCUUAUCACACGUGGACGGGACCCCCUUUUGAAUGGGACCAUACCCCAGCGGUCCAUCUCCCAAACCCACAAAGCUCUGAUUCUGGUCACGCCAAGCGUCUGGCAUCAAGAAGUGGUCAAUCAUUAUUAGAUGAAGAUUACGACCUGUUUGACACCGAAGUGGUGGAUAAGUUUCUGUUCAACGUGUCUGAAUCGAAUAGCUCCAAAGACGAUUACACAAGUUCUGUUUCGUUCUGUGGAAUGCUUGAAGCCGAAGGAACGUCACCACCGGCUACUGGGGCACGGACAAAGGUCAUAUCAGAUACCAGUUCUCCUAUGACUGAAGUCGUCAUUGACAUUCCCGGGGAGCGUCGUCGUGCCCAAAAUCGUGCGGCUCAGCGGGCACAUCGUGAACGGCAGAAACGUUACGUGGCCCAGCUUGAGAAGAGGUUUUUUGCCCUGCAAGCUAACUACAACCACUUGGAUGAAAAAUAUAAGAAGGUCGAGAGAGAACACCAGUCAUUAAUGAGAAUGCUCUCCCGACAAAUGCCAGCAACGCCUCCUGUCGCACAAGCAAAUAUGGAUUCGUUCUUGUCCGUCAGCAGCAAUGACCCAUUGGCGGUCAACGAGUUUCUAUUAUGCGACCAAGAACCUGAGCAAACAAUGGCAGAGGGGAUAGAUGGCGUCUUUUCAAAAGGUUUAGGAGUGCCCUGA